Eremothecium gossypii ATCC 10895 is the source of this 738-nucleotide messenger RNA. RefSeq names its product Psy3p (gene PSY3). The record is from RefSeq and is marked provisional. Gene Ontology annotation, cellular component: nucleus; Shu complex. Bases 1 to 738 code for a protein of 245 amino acids. Lineage: Eukaryota; Fungi; Ascomycota; Saccharomycetes; Saccharomycetales; Saccharomycetaceae. The transcript has a single exon. Gene Ontology annotation, biological process: recombinational repair.
AUGGACACUGUGAACAGGUGCAAGAUCUACUCGCUCGCGCGGUUUGUCCAUCCCCGGCAACACUCGUUGGACUGGUUGGCCCCCGGCACUGCCCCCCGAAAAAGCGUGCACGUCGUGCACGUCGUGGAGCGCACCAUGGGCGAGCUCGCAGCCUGGCGCCCGCGCACGCUCGCACGCUUGCUGGAGGGCGGCGCCGUAGUGAUUGUAGACUGCGUCGCGGUGUGGGGGCGUGCUGUAGCGCAGCACGCGAGUUCCGGCCGCAUCCACUACGUCCGCGACGCCGGCGUGCUGAGUUUUUCGGGUCUGUUGGGCUUCCUCGCGCAGCUCGCGGACGCCCCCGCGGCCACGCUGCGGCGGCGCUGUCGAGCGCCGGCCACGGCGCCCGCGCCGCUGGCCGCAGUCGUGCUGGACAAUAUAUCUGCGUACCGCGCGCCGCCGGCGGCGCUAGGCGCGCUGCGGCGCGCGCUGGAGCACCUGCAGCUCGCGCACGGCUGCGCGGUGCUGACGGUAGGCUACGGCAUCGAAUACUACGAGGGCGUGGAAAGCAGCUUUCCCACGCGCGCGGGCGAGGUGGGGCCGUGGCCGACACGGCUGGACCACGCGUACCUGGCCUCGAUGGACGCAGUGGUGGUGCCAGCGACGGAAAAAGUAACGGCGCCCAGCGCCGACGCUGAAAAAACGCGGACGGCGGGGCGCGCAGCUGUCCCUCUUCCACCAGGCCAGAGCGAUGUCAGAUAG